This is a messenger RNA of Heterobilharzia americana, 646 nucleotides long. NCBI's taxonomy places the organism in Eukaryota, Metazoa, Platyhelminthes, Trematoda, Strigeidida, Schistosomatidae. The record is from the annotation of a GenBank genome assembly.
AUGGCAUCAGUAGAAUUCUGCCAACCAACUGACGCUGAUGUUCAGCUAACUCAAAAUGGCUAUAAUCAAGCUAACAUUCUUUGUCCGCGGUGUUCCAGCAUUGUUCUUCGUAAGAAUACAGCCAAGUUAACCAAUAAACAACACGAGUUACCAGUGUUGGCCAAGAAAUCUGACCUGUCCAAUCCUUCAAAAGCAUUUCCCACUGAAUUAACUCAAAACUUCUGGUGUGUUAAUGAUAUAUACACAUUUGAAAAUGUCGGAUUCACAAACAGUGUCAGUACGUUUCGUUACUUGACAUGUGCUGACUGCGAACUUGGACCGUUAGGUUUCCAUGACACUCAAGAAGGUCCGCCUAGUGCCUACUAUGUUGCCCUUACCCGUACUACAACUGAGGCUAAGUCGAAUUGUGAUCAAUGAGUAAUUUUUGACCAGACUAAUGGAAACUGUGAUGCUUCUUCGGGCAACUACUGUAACUCUGGAUUUUCAAUAUUUAAUUUGACAAAACAGUCACUAAGUUGCUCAGUUCCAACCUGAUUAAGCUUUGGACUACUGUAAAAUAAACAAUUAUAUGUGCUUUUCAUCUUAGUAUCACAUACAAAAACAAAUAUUUUUCUGCAUUUCGAUAUGAUAAUGUCAGUUUUGAUAA